Tripterygium wilfordii is the source of this 1375-nucleotide messenger RNA. Its product is annotated as UBP1-associated proteins 1C. Lineage: Eukaryota; Viridiplantae; Streptophyta; Magnoliopsida; Celastrales; Celastraceae. Gene Ontology annotation, biological process: rRNA processing; negative regulation of transcription by RNA polymerase II. Bases 99 to 1016 code for a protein of 305 amino acids. Gene Ontology annotation, molecular function: DNA binding; zinc ion binding. The record is from RefSeq and is a predicted model, not a curated record. The transcript has 6 exons. Gene Ontology annotation, cellular component: nucleolus.
ACAAAACCCUAAACCCCCAAUUUGCCUCUUCGAUCAAGUUCAUCACCCCGUAGGCCGGUCUCUCGUACUCUUGUUGGAAACACAGAGUAUAGAGGGAAAUGGUGUGGUUUCAGUGUGAAGACUGUGGCGAGAACCUCAAGAAGCCAAAGUUGCCUAAUCACUUCAGGAUUUGCUCUGCCUUCAAGUUUUCGUGCAUUGAUUGUGGGGUGACAUUCGAUCAGCAAAACGUUCAGGGCCACACACAGUGCAUUACAGAGGCGGAGAAAUAUGGUCCAAAAGGUGAUGGGAAAACCUCAAAUGGUGUGACUGCUAAGCCCAAAGCUGAUGCGAAGCAGCAAUCAGAUGUUGAUAUUCAUGUUGGGUUAUCUGAGCGACCGCCAUGGUUCUGUAGCCUGUGUAAUACUCAAGCUACUAGUAGGCAGACCUUACUUCUUCACGCUGAUGGAAAGAAGCACAGAGCAAAGGCACGGGCUUUUCAUGCUGCUAAACAGCCCAAACAGGAUGUAUUUGCUCCAGAUACAAAUGUUCCAGCUGAAAACACUCUGAAGAGUGCACCACCCCCCGAUAAACAAGUUGAGGGACAGAAAACUCCAGUUACAGCUGGAGCUGUGUGUAUUGAUCAUGAAGUUCAUGAUGGAGACGCUCCAUCAAAGAAAAAGAGAAAACUUGAUGCAAUUCAGAGAAAUGGUGCUGCAGAAAAAUCUGGAGAUGAUAGUUCAGGUGAAGUAGGCAAUGGGGAGGUGAUUCAAGUUGAAAAGGCAAAUAUAUCCAGCUCUUUCAAGGAAGAAAACAAGAAGAAAAUAAAGUGGAAAAAGUUGAUCACUUCAGCUUUGAAAUCCGAUUCGAAUGGAGUUCUGAAGAUGAGGAAACUAAGAAAACAUGUUCUGAGGAGUCUUCGGGAAUCUGGCAUCACAGAUGACGAAGCACAACUCAUGGAAAAACUUGAGCAAAAGAUGAGCUCUAGCUCCAAAUUUAUAGUAGAUAACGAGUAUGUACGUCUGGCAGUCAAAGCAUAAAAACGAGGAGGUGUACCAUUUGAAGUGGAGCACCUAGUAAAGAAUGAAGAGUUGUGCGGGGCGCAUAGUUGAUAGCUCUCAAAUGCGGGAAUCAUUUUUGUUCGAGUUAGAUAGCAUUUCUACUUCCUUUUAUUGGUGUUUACAAUGAUUGAAGACCCCAUUCAUUUUAUAGCUGGACCUUGAACCCUGCUUCUUGUCGGAUCUUCUGUUGAUCACGCUUCUUUGUUUUAUAUUGGUAGACAAUUUUUUUUCACUUGGAAUUUCAUUUCUAUCAUUAUAUUUGUAGACAUUGAUAAUGUUAUGGUCAUGUAAGAAAACAAUGUUUAGCUGUCCGGAAGCGCUAGUCCAUUUUUACUUUA